UAAACAAUCAGGGAUGACAUUUUAUUGACAUUUUUUUGAUGUUUAGUUUUUCCGAAAUUUUCAAGAAAAUUGUGAUUUUAGUCACCGGAUCGGUGUAUUUCACUGAAUAACCGGCUGGAAUUGUUAGAAUUUAAGACUCUCAAUAAUAAAUAAUUAGUAUGGUUAGGUUAGAUAGUCCUCAAAUAUAUUUUUCUCUACUUUUUACGAUAUCAUGCAGUUUCUACAACCCUACAGACAGCGAGGCUGUUCAGCUUACAGAGAAAACUUUCGAUAAUACAAUAGCAUCAACUGAAUUAGUGUUUAUUAAUUUCUAUGCCGAUUGGUGUAGGUUUAGUAAUAUGUUAAUGCCGAUUUUUGAUGAGGCAGCAGAUAACAUCAAAAAAGAGUUCCCCGAAGCAGGGAAGGCUGUAUUAGCCAAAGUAGAUUGUGAUAAAGAAAGCUCUAUAGCUAGUAGGUUUCACAUAACUAAAUACCCAACUUUAAAGUUGUUAAGAAACGGACUCCCAGCAAAACGGGAGUACAGAGGUCAGAGAUCAGUGGAAGCCUUCACAAAAUUCAUUCAGAAACAAUUAGAAGACCCCGUUAAAGAGUUUAAACAAAUUAGUGAACUAGGAAAGCUGGAAUCAGACAAAAGAAUUAUUAUUGGGUACUUUGAUAGAAGGGAUCAACCAGAAUAUAGCAUUUUCAGAAGAGUAGCGACAAAUUUGAAAGAUGACUGUCAAUUUCAUGUGGGUUUUGAUGAGGCUUCUCGUCAAAUGCACCCUCCAGGUAACCCAAUUAUAGUCUUUAGGCCUGAUAAAGACAGAUCAACUGAUCUAGACGAGACAUAUCCGGGUAGUUUGAGUAAUUUCGAUGAACUACACAUAUGGGCUCAGGAAAAAUGUGUUCCUCUUAUUAGGGAGAUCACUUUUGAGAAUGCUGAAGAGCUGACAGAAGAAGGGCUUCCAUUUUUGAUUCUGUUCCACAGUCCUGAGGAUACGGAUAGUAUUAAAAAGUAUAAUGAUGUGGUUAAGAAUGAGCUACUAUCAGAAAAACAAUCUAUUACAUUUUUAACUGCUGAUGGCAAGAAGUUUGCCCAUCCUUUGCACCAUUUAGGAAAAAGUGAGCAAGAUUUGCCUCUAAUAGCUAUUGACAGCUUUAGACAUAUGUACCUCUUUCCCAAGUAUGAGGAUAUGGAAAUUCCGGGAAAAUUAAAACAAUUUGUACAGGAUUUGUAUUCAGGUAAACUUCAUAGAGAAUUUCAUUACGGUCCUGAUACGGAUUCGGAAACAGAAAAUCUGCCAACAAAUCCUCCAGAAAGUACAUUCAGAAAAUUAGCACCUUCAAAAAAUAGAUACACAUUAUUAAAGGACGAAUUGUAACAAACAUUAAUUUUUACUCUGUGGUGUGAUGGUAAAAAGUUAAAAAAAAUCAUUUGUUUCUUCAAAAUCCGUGUCAUUUUUGUUAAUUUAUUUUUAUCUAGUAAAGAUAACAUUAAAUUACAUCAUUUUUAUCUCUGAUAUCUUUAUGUUUUUAUUUGAAUGCAAUUUUAAAUAAAAGUAACAUCACUUAAAAUAAACCCAUUUCAAUUUUUUCUGCACUAUAAACAAAAGAU
Molecule: messenger RNA, 1594 nt
Organism: Sitophilus oryzae (rice weevil)
Lineage: Eukaryota; Metazoa; Arthropoda; Insecta; Coleoptera; Curculionidae
Gene: ERp44
Product: endoplasmic reticulum resident protein 44
Exons: 8
Coding region: 159-1361 (400 amino acids)
Source: RefSeq, a predicted model, not a curated record